AUGACUACCGACCAGAAGAAACCUGGCCUUGACAGCAGCGCCUCCAAUGGGGAGAAACUUAAGCAUGGCCAGAUGGACAUCCUCGACCAUCGGUCGGGGCAAGAUGAAGAUGUUGCAGUACAGUUUCUCGCCCAGCUCGAUCCCGCCAUCAUGGCGGCACCCAUCUCCGACGCAGAGGCGCGACGCGUGCUGUGGAAGAUUGAUUUGAUAUUGAUCCCAUUGAUCAUGGUCACUUGUGUGCUCGCCGCAGUCGACAAGGUCAUCAUCUCCAAUGCCGCUAUCUACGGUAUGGAGACUGAUACCCAUCUCACUGGCAACCAAUAUUCCUGGGUGGGCUCGAUAUUCUACUUUGGCUACCUGCUCUUCGAGUACCCUGCUGCGCUACUCAUCCAGCGGCUCCCCGUAGCCAAACUCUACGUGGGAAUGGUCUUCGCUUGGGCAGUCAUAAUGUUGUGCACGGCCGCUACGCAGAACUUUGCAGGUCUGGCGACAGUGCGCUUCCUCAUGGGCAUGCUCGAGGCAUCGGUGUUUCCCAUCUCCAGCAUCCUAACGGUCAUGUGGUGGAAGACGAGCGAACAGCCUCUCCGGGUAGCCUUCUGGUUCAACCAGCUGUCGUCCGUCUUCUCUGGAGUCGUCAGCUACGGCAUCGGACACACCCACACAGCACUACACCCCUGGCGACUACUCUUCCUUGUCCUCGGCGCAUUUUCCAUCCUCUGGUCAGGCGUCCUAUACAUCUUCCUCCCAGACUCCCCAGUCCAAUGCUGGUACUUCUCCGACCGCGAAAAGUUCGUCUGCCUCGAGCGCGUCAAAGACAACAACACGGGUAUGGAAGACAAAACCAUCAAAUGGUAUCAAGUGCGUGAAUGUCUUCUUGACCCGAAGACAUGGCUCCUAGCUCUGUUCUCGCUCGCCCAGAACAUCCCCAACGGCGGCCUCGUCACCUUCUCCGCCCUCAUCGUCACCGGACUCGGCUAUUCCUCCCUGAUCACCACCGUCCUAGGCAUCCCCACCGGUGUCCUCGCCACCGUAUGGCAGAUCCUGCUCUCGUUCCUCGCCUCCCGUGUCCCCAAUUCCCGCUGUAUCAUCAUCGCCAUCUCAAACCUAGUUCCUAUGGCCUGUGCCAUCCUCAUGUGGAAAUUGCCCCGCUCCGACAAGCACGGCCUCCUCGCCUCCUACUACGUCUUCUACACCUACUGGGCACCCUACGUGCUAUCCACUUCGCUCCCAAUGGCCAAUACCAGCGGUCACUCGAAGAAACUGACUCUAAAUGCUAUCUUCUUUAUCGCAUACUGCGUGGGGAAUAUCAUCGGUCCGCAGGUCUUUCGCUCCACGGAUGCCCCGAGUUACUCGCACGGAUAUGAAGGCCUGCUGGCUUGUCUGGUUGUUGCGAUCGUCGCAAUCUCAGCCUACGGAGUCCUCUGUAGAUGGGAGAACCAGCGACGGGAUCGUGAACAGCAGCAGCAGUCUGUUACUGUCUCAGAGGAUGCGGCAUUUUCGGAUCUAACGGAUAAAGAGAAGAGAUCAUUCCGGUAUACAUAUUAG
Molecule: messenger RNA, 1545 nt
Organism: Aspergillus luchuensis
Lineage: Eukaryota; Fungi; Ascomycota; Eurotiomycetes; Eurotiales; Aspergillaceae
Exons: 1
Coding region: 1-1545 (514 amino acids)
Biological process (GO): transmembrane transport
Cellular component (GO): membrane
Molecular function (GO): transmembrane transporter activity
Source: RefSeq, a predicted model, not a curated record